GGAAAAAUAUAUUAAGUAUCAAGCGAAAAAGCUGAAUCCGACCAGAAAUGGCCAAUAAAUUCCGGAAUAUGAGCAGCAAACUGUUCCAAUUGGCCAGGAGCAGCUUCCACCGGACAUCGGUGCGCCCGCGGAUGAGUUUCCCGGGACGUGGGGGCUUUUCCAUCGGUCGACCCAAGUUGCUGGGAGCACUGGGAGCCCUGACCGGAGCGGCGGGACUGCUGAUCUACGCCCUGGAAACCAGCGUGGAUGCCUCCUCCGACUGCGUGCAUCCGCCGCAUCAGCACUGGAACCACACGGGUCUGCUGGCCGCCCUGGACAAGGAGAGCGUGCGUCGGGGCUACUUCGUGUACAAGGAGGUCUGUGCCUCCUGCCACUCCUUGCAGUACAUGGCCUACCGCAACCUGGUGGGCGUUUGCAUGACGGAGGCGGAGGCCAAGGCCGAGGCCGAGGCCAUAACCGUGCGGGAUGGCCCCAACGAUGAGGGCGAGUUCUUCGAACGUCCCGGCAAGCUAUCCGAUCGCUUUCCAUCGCCCUAUGCCAACGAGGAGGCGGCUCGUUCGGCCAACAAUGGCUCCUAUCCGCCGGAUCUCAGCUACAUAGUGUCUGCCCGCAAGGGUGGCGAGGAUUACGUGUUCGCCCUGCUCACCGGAUACUGCGAUCCUCCUGCCGGCUUUUCUCUACGCGAAGGACUGUACUUCAAUCCGUACUUCUCCGGCGGAGCCAUCGCCAUGGCCCAGUCGGUGGACAACGAGGUGGUCACCUUUGAAGAUCCCAAUGUGGCUGCCUCGGCCGCCCAAAUUGCCAAGGAUGUGUGCGUCUUCCUCAAGUGGACCUCGGAACCGGAGGCCGAUGAGCGCCGCCUGCUGCUCAUCAAGGUUACUCUCAUAUCGGCCUUCUUGAUCGGCAUUUCCUACUACAUCAAGCGUUUCAAGUGGUCAGCGCUGAAGUCGCGCAAGAUCUUCUUUAUCCCCGAACUGGAGGCCCAGGCCAAGAAGGAGGCGGAGGAGGCCGCCAAGGCUUUGCUCAAGGCCAAGGAGCAGGAGUGCAACAAGUGCGAGAACAAGAACGAAAAGCCGGAAUAAUCUCAGUGUACUCUUGAAUAAAGCAUUUUGAAUUUAAAUA
Drosophila takahashii is the source of this 1122-nucleotide messenger RNA. RefSeq names its product Cytochrome c1-like (gene Cyt-c1L). Gene Ontology annotation, molecular function: electron transfer activity; heme binding. NCBI's taxonomy places the organism in Eukaryota, Metazoa, Arthropoda, Insecta, Diptera, Drosophilidae. Gene Ontology annotation, biological process: mitochondrial electron transport, ubiquinol to cytochrome c. The record is from RefSeq and is a predicted model, not a curated record.